Torulaspora globosa is the source of this 2217-nucleotide messenger RNA. It is a transcript of the gene DCP2, whose product is annotated as decapping enzyme complex catalytic subunit. Bases 1 to 2217 code for a protein of 738 amino acids. The record is from RefSeq and is a predicted model, not a curated record. The transcript has a single exon. Gene Ontology annotation, cellular component: cytoplasm; P-body. Gene Ontology annotation, molecular function: 5'-(N(7)-methylguanosine 5'-triphospho)-[mRNA] hydrolase activity; manganese ion binding; RNA binding. Lineage: Eukaryota; Fungi; Ascomycota; Saccharomycetes; Saccharomycetales; Saccharomycetaceae. Gene Ontology annotation, biological process: deadenylation-dependent decapping of nuclear-transcribed mRNA; nuclear-transcribed mRNA catabolic process, nonsense-mediated decay.
AUGUCUUUGCCUCUGCGACCCGCUUUGGAGAAUGUUUCCUCCGUUGACCGGGCGUUGGAAGACUUAUUGGUUCGUUUCAUUAUCAAUUGUCCGCCAGAGGAUCUGUCGAGUGUUGAGAGAGAGCUUUUCCACUUCGAGGAAGCUUCGUGGUUUUAUACGGAUUUUAUCAAACUGUUGAAUCCGAGCUUGCCGUCGCUCAAGAUCAAGUCGUUUGCGCAACACAUCAUUAGGCUUUGUCCGCUUGUGUGGAAAUGGGAUAUUAAGGCGGACGAAGCGCUUCAGAAGUUUUCGAAAUACAAGAAGAGCAUCCCGGUACGGGGAGCUGCGAUUUUCAAUGAGAAGUUGUCCAAGAUUUUGCUUGUGCAGGGGACGGAGUCGGACUCGUGGUCGUUCCCGCGGGGAAAGAUCUCGAAGGAUGAGGACGAUGUUGCGUGCUGCAUACGUGAGGUCAGAGAGGAAAUAGGGUUUGAUCUGACGGAGUAUCUCGACGAGGAUCAGUUCAUCGAACGGAAUAUCCAGGGCAAGAACUAUAAGAUCUUCAUCGUGAAAGGUGUUCCUGAGGAUUUCGAUUUCAAGCCGCAGGUGAGGAAUGAGAUUGAAAAGAUCGAGUGGCGCGAUUUCAAGAAGAUGUCAAAGACUAUGCAUAAGUCAAACGUGAAAUACUAUCUUGUGAAUUCGAUGAUGAGGCCACUGUCAAUGUGGUUGAGGCGCCAGAAGCAUGUCAAGAAUGAUGAUCAACUGAAACAGUAUGCGGAGGAGCAAUUGAAACUACUGCUUGGCAUCACGAGAGAGGAGCAGACAGACCCUGGCAGGGAUUUGCUCAAUAUGUUGCACACGGCCGUGCAGUCGAAGGACGAGAAGAUAGAGCCGCUGCAAACUUUGCAAAACGAGGCUGCAGCUAAUACAGUGUCACAGAUUGGCUCGCAGACCAUACCUAUUGGUUCAUCGCCACAUCAGUUCCCCGGAAUGCAUCCAUUUGCGCCUUUCCCCUAUGUUAACGGUUCGUUGCCGUUCAUGAACCCAAUGAUGAUGGCCGCGCCCGCCGUGGCGCCAGUUCCGAACCAUCAUAAUGGUUUUGCACAGAUGAACCAGCCGGCGGCUAACGUCUCCACCCCAGAACCCUCUUCCUUGGCAAAACCCGUUUUAGCACAGCAACAACCGCAAACGUCUUCGAAUUCGAGACAAUUACUUGACUUGCUCAAUGCCAGGAAAAACGAUACCCAGCCUCGAUCCUUGCGGACACAGGGCUCUAGCGGGCCCGCUGAUAAAGCUGGCGAAGGAGCCAAUAUCUCUGAUUCCCAGUCGCUGAUGAACAUUCUCAAGAAUCCCACUGUAAAACAAUCGCAGUCAGAGCCGCAUAGCGAGUACAGAAUGCAACAGCCUCCACCGCAAGUGCCGGAAGAGGAAGCUACUCUGCAGGAUGAGUCAGCAGAUGAUGGUUACGAAGAAUUCGAAAGUGAUUCUCAGGAAGAAGUUGAGGCGGAGAACGAAUUGGAAGAAGAAGAAGAAGAGGCGAUUGAAAAAGUACAAAGCCCAGAGGAACCCGCUGUUGGCUUCGAAAACCACGACGUUUUAAAGGAAAAUAUCUUCAAGGCAGAGGAAGUUCCGCAUAUUGAUGAAAGGAGUGAAAGCGCUAAAUCGAUAGAUGGUGUUGUACAGUCGGCAGAAAAACCUAAACCAAAACCUAAGUUCAAGUUGCUGAGACGUGGGGAGAACUUGGAGGACAUUCUACCUGGUACUAAGCCAAUGAAGGAAGCUAAACCAGCGUCUCCCAGUUCUAGCCAAGAGUCAAAUCGAUCACCUAACUCUCUGCUGCAGUUACUGAAAAAGCCUCCAUCUGUCUCAGCACCGAAUGAGAAAAAACAGUCUCCCGAGGAGGAAAUCAUGGCUAUGAUUCAGAGCCACAAGAAAGCGGAAGACUCCUCGAAUGCGUCUGCAUAUAAUUAUGAUAUGGUAACAAAUCCGGCAUCGGGCCAUCUUUCAGGAGGUUUGGAGGUAAAAAAUGUGGUCAACGGAACAGAACCUAUCGGUAGUGCUCAAUCAGCGUCUGCCGACUUACUAGAACUACUAAAGCGUCCAAAAGGUGUUCAAAAUUCAGAAUAUGUUGGCAACGCAUCUUCACAAGAACCUGCUCAAAGCAUACCUCACGGUUCAGACUACGCAUACGGAAAACAAUCCUCGAAUGAAUUGUUAAACAUUCUGCAUAGACAGAGAUGA